AUGGGCCAUGAGCUCCACGACAAGGAUUAUCCUAGCGUCUCCACAACGGGCAACGGAGCCUGGACGCCGGCUGGCAUCCCGCAAUCUAGCGCCCAAUUGCAGCGUCCGCCUCACCGCUUCCCCGCCGAGACGAAGUGUCGAUCACUCUGA
Pyricularia oryzae 70-15 is the source of this 150-nucleotide messenger RNA. RefSeq lists its product as uncharacterized. NCBI's taxonomy places the organism in Eukaryota, Fungi, Ascomycota, Sordariomycetes, Magnaporthales, Pyriculariaceae. The record is from RefSeq and is a predicted model, not a curated record. Bases 1 to 150 code for a protein of 49 amino acids. The transcript is spliced from 2 exons.